UCAACUCCCGUCUUGCACCGCGGAGCUGUGUGAAAAAUGGCUGAGGUAGAUUUCGGGGACAGUGAGCUCUUUCAGCAGCUUGAUGACUCUGCACCACCGCUCCCGACGCACAUUCGCUUUACGGAAGAUGGAGAAGAGCAGGGAGAGACGAGUCAGCUGCGGAACAGACUGGAGGAGUGCGACGACUACAUUCAGAGACUCUCUGAGGAGAAUCAAGUAUUACGAAGGAAGCUAAACAUCCUGACACGACCAAGCGGCAUCACAGUUGAAGAUGUCAACAUCGACGGGCCCGUUCUUCAGAUACUUUACGCCAACAAUCUUAUCUCAAAGCAGUGUCGCCAAGAAAUUGAAGAUUGCAUCUGCAGUGUGAUUUUGAAGCACCACAAACCAGGCAAUGAAAAAAGAAAAUCGUCCUUUCAUAUAAAACCUCAGAGUUCGGCUUUUGCUAUGGAUGAAGAUCCGCAGAAGUUGCCUUCUAGUAGUGUGAGAACAACAACAGAAGCCUUUAAAGUGGUUGGAAGUGUCUUGUAUUUCACUACUUUCAGUGUUGAUAAACUUGGACAACCUCUGGUGAAUGAAAGCCCUCAGAUGACAGAUGGAUGGGAUGUUCCAACCUAUCACCAGGUUUUUAACCAAGUGAUUGGAACUGAUGGACAGGAAAUUGAAAUGAAGGACAAAAGACCCAAGUCGAUGUGUUUCAACUGUGGUUCAGGUGCUCAUCAGAUGAGAGACUGUCCCAAGCCUAAAGAUAUGGCUGCAAUUAAUGAGAGAAGAAAGGAGUUUAAUCAGAACAGCAACCAGGCCAUGCAGAGUAACCAGCGAUACCAUGCUGAUGAAGUGGAGGAGCGGUUUGCUAAAUACAAGCCUGGAGUCAUGAGUGAGGAGCUGCUGACAGCACUGGGAAUUGAUGGGAACACCCUGCCUCCUCUCAUUUAUCGCAUGAGGCAGCUAGGCUACCCACCAGGUUGGCUCAAAGAGGCAGAAAUGGAAAACUCUGGCUUAUCGCUGUAUGAUGGAAAUGUGUCAAAUGAUGGCAGUGUUACAGACAACAGUACUACUUAUGAUGUUUCCAAACUGGUGGAUUUCCCAGGCUUUAAUGUACCUACACCACACAAAAUGAAAGAUGAAUUCAUGCAGUAUGGUUCGAUUCCGAUGCAGAGCAGCCACAUGAAGCAGAACUAUGCAGCCUACCUGUCCAACAACUUUCCAGCGCCUGGUGCCACCAGCAACAAGAGACGACAUGACACCGACUCAUCUCCACAGCACAGGAAGAAGACUAGGUCAAGUCCUGAUCGCAACUCAGACAGGAGCUCAGAUAUGGAUAUUGAGUCGGAUCCAGGAACACCUUAUUAUAAUCCUAGUGCUGAUGACUUCAAGUUCCAGCCACCGCUUCCCCCUGGUUCACCUGGCUUCAGUUCACCACCUCCUUUACCCCAGGGCACUCCUCCUGCUACACCCACUCCCCCACCUCUCCCUAAAGGUACUCCUCCACCCACACCCACUAAUGGCUCUCCAACUCUGCGGGGACGUAACUGGAUAGUAGUUGAUGAGACUGCGGAGGGAGCAGAGGAUGACCUGACACUGGAGGAACUGGAAGAGCAGCAGAGGCUAAUCUGGGCAGCUCUAGAAAAUGCAGACACCGCCACAAAUAGUGACUGUGACACACCUGCACUGGGAACACCUGCACACGGCGACACAGAAUCGGAGGAAGUUGAAGAAGCAAUGGACACAACGAAACCUGUAGAGUCUUGCCAGAGCACUGAAAAUCAAAGGGAACCGAGUGUUCAAGAGACUUUCUCUGAGAGUCCUGGACCAAUCAAAGUUGAAGACGACAGCCCUCAGAGUCCUGAAGCAGUCCAAGCCCAAGAUGAUAGCCCACAGAGUCCCCCUGCAGUCAAAUCCCAUGAUGAAAGCCCACAGAGUCCCCCUGCAGUCAAAUCCCAUGAUGAAAGCCUACAGAGUCCCCCUGCAGUCAAAUCCCAUGAUGAAAGCCCACAGAGCCCUGAUCCAGUCAGAUGCCCAGAAGACAACCCACAGAGCCCUAAUGCAGAUUCCUCUAAUCAAGCGGCUGGAGGUUGUGCCUCUCCUCAGAGUGUGGAAAAGAUAACAGCUGUUCCUCAUCGGAGCAAGUUUGCAGCGGGCAUUGUUCCAUUUGAGGAUACACCAGAAUUCACUGAAGUUGCUGAAGCAACAGGAACUUACCUUAGGAUCAGAGACUUACUGAAAGGCUCCCCUCGAAGUUUGGCGAAGAAAAAAUAGAACUGUAGCAUUUUGAUUACAGCACAAGAAUACAAUAUGUGGAUAUUUUUUUAAAGCAAAACCUUCUGUUUUCAUCUACAUCAAGCAUGAUCUUUUAGCUGUUAUUUUGUACCAAGGUGAAUGUCUAUGCUUUGUACACAUUUGACCUGCAACAUGGUGAGGGAUAUGCUAACAGCACGCACUCUGACCAGUUAGACCCAGAUUUUUGCAGCAGUAGUGUUACAUGGGCUGUUUAUUUUAUUGUAAAAUUUGUAAAGUGGUGGUUUCUUGUAUUAUUUUUCAUAUCUUGCUGUCCAAAUGGCUUUUUCUAUUUUUGUCCCAUUUAGUUUGCUCUAAAAGGACGAAGUAAACAUGCUUGUAUUUGCCUUGUGUUUUAUUUUGUCUGGUAGCCAUAACUAAAUGAGGAUUUUAUUUUUCA
This is a messenger RNA of Acanthochromis polyacanthus (spiny chromis), 2677 nucleotides long. RefSeq names its product zinc finger, CCHC domain containing 8 (gene zcchc8). Gene Ontology annotation, molecular function: RNA binding; zinc ion binding. The transcript has 14 exons. Bases 37 to 2259 code for a protein of 740 amino acids. Lineage: Eukaryota; Metazoa; Chordata; Actinopteri; Pomacentridae. Gene Ontology annotation, cellular component: catalytic step 2 spliceosome. The record is from RefSeq and is a predicted model, not a curated record.